Messenger RNA from Aspergillus nidulans FGSC A4, 405 nucleotides. RefSeq lists its product as uncharacterized. The transcript has 2 exons. NCBI's taxonomy places the organism in Eukaryota, Fungi, Ascomycota, Eurotiomycetes, Eurotiales, Aspergillaceae. The record is from RefSeq and is a predicted model, not a curated record. The coding region runs from base 1 to 405 and encodes 134 amino acids.
AUGACCAUGGCUGGACCAGAAUCACAAAUGGAAAAGACGAAACAGACUUUCGUGCAGAAGUUCAGAGCAUGGGGAGAAAACCCAUUCCCACCAACUCUUCUUGCAACUCUCAUCACUGCACAAUAUAUGCGCCCGUUUCAGGCACUACCGAUGCUCUUCCCCCCAGUCCUCCUCUUCACCAGCUACGCGAAUGUUUCUGGCUUCAAGACAGACAGCGCGGGGAUAAGUGCCGCCUGGUCAGGUCUCUAUCUACUGCUCGCAGGGCGUCGGAGACAGCCGUUCAUGAAGAAAUGGGGCGCGCGCGGCAUCACGCGGGGGGCGACCAUGGGAUUGUCUCUGGUCAAUAUGGUUGGUGGGGGCCUGGCUUACACAUUGGGAAAGAGGGAGGAUGAGGAUGAUGAUUGA